GAAGACUAACUCGAGCAUAUAUUAGUAUAUUUUUAGAUAAAUACGAUCAAAAACCAAAAACUCUUAUAUUCAAAACUAUUUAUGGAAGAUUUUGAAUAUAGAUAGAAGUAGUUUUUAUAAAAAAAAAUUGAUCAUCAGGCUUAUAUUUAAGAUAAGUAAAAUGAUUAGCUGAAGUAAUAAUAAGAAAUAUAAAAUAGUUAAGUUCAUUAAAAUUAGAAGUAAAUCGACUAGAGUCAUGAUUAUGAUUCUUAAAACCCAUGCAUUUUUUUUAGAAUAAAUUAUCAUAUCAGGAAAUACAUUUUAGGAUUUAUAACUUUUAAGUAGCUGAAAAGAAUGCUUUACAUAAACAAGCAACUUAAUUAAGAUAUUUUAAGCUAUUUUAGGACUCAUCUGAGAGAAUUACAUGUUAAUGAUACUCUUAGAUUUGAAAUGGAUGGCUAUAAGGUCUUUUUCUAAAAUUAUGGAUAAAACAUAAAAAAAAUUAGCAUAUUUUGUUAGGGUUUAGAUUAUAAAGAGCUAUUUAAUUCGUUGCCUGAUAGUAGAAUAGAAGGCGUUAAAUUAAUAAUGUGUCCAAGUUAUUGGCUACAGUAAAGAUCAUUUUAUAGACUUCUUAAACUGAAAUUAAGCAAGUCGCUUGUUAGUAUUCAAAUUUAAGUGUAUAUGUAAGUUAAUAAUAAUAUAAUUUAGCAAGAAGAAGUAUUCCAAAGUACUUCUUAAAAUUAACAACUAAGCCUAAUCUAAUGUAAAAGCAAUUCUUCUUCUUUGUAAUAAAAACCAGUGACAUUAGAGUUUCUAAACUCCUUUUGGAGCUGUUUUAAAGUUUUAAAGAAAAUAUCUAUGAAGGAAGUUUAGACAUUUUUAGACCUGACAAAUGACUAUAAUCUUUUACUUCAAAGUAUAUUCACCACUCCAACCUUAAAUUUAACAGUAUUGAAAAUACAAAAUAUGCUGAUUCCUUUUUAACUGCUCUAAUUAGUACAGCAAUAAUAAAAUUAAAAUCAAUAAUAAUAAAAUAAUAAUUUCCUAUUGAACCCUUAGUAUUCUUUAUAGAUUUAAAAUAAUAAUAAUAAUAAUCAGCAAUAAAUUUAGUAAAACUAUCAUUCUCUUCCUAUUGCUAGUUAAUUGAACUCUUUGAUUCCCUCACCUUCUAUAUUUUAAAUGAGUCCUUCUUAGCCAUAAUAAAAUGGUAGUUAAAAUAACUAAACUAAUUUAUAGCAAAUCUAAUAAUUAAUCUAAUAAAGGUAAUAACUUAACUAACAAAAUGAAGAUUACAUAUUGUCUGAAGAAUAAGCAAACGACAUUCAAAAUUAAAUUUAGUAAAUAGAUUAAUAAAUAGCAAACUUACAACAGAAUUAAAUAAUGAAUGUAUAAGGUAACAAUACAAACACGAAUAACUAAUCCUUAAUAUAAGUCCUGUAAUUAAAUAAUUUAUUAUAUAAUAACAAUGAAAUUUUUUCAGAUAUAGAGGACACAUUAAGUUACAAAGAAAGCUAAUUAUUUCAGAAUUAAACUCUCAAUAAAUUUAAAAAGUUAUAAAAAUUUAAGAUAUCGAGCACUAGAAACUCAAUUCGGUUUUUAGGUAUUAAUGAUCACACUUUAGAAACCUUAAUAAAACUGAUUCCAAAAUCUUUGUCUUGCUUAGAAAUUGUUGAUUACCAGAACGAAUCUAAUUUAGCUCUAAGAGAAAAGUCUUUUUCAGAAAAAAUCUUUGUUUAGUUCAUAGAGCACUUUAAUAACCUCUCUCAGUUAAGCAUAAAUUGUUACAAGACAAGACAACAAAUUCCUAUUUUUGCUUUUCUUCAUAUGGAAUAAAUUUAUAAUAACUUGACAUCAUUAGGGUUAGCAAGCUGUAAUGGAAUUAAUAAAGAAAUAUUGAGUUCACUUAUAUCUAAAAAUUGCUCAUAACUUCAAGAAUUAUGCAUGGAUUAUACUUAACUCGAGGGAGCUUUAGAAACAAUAGCAUAAUCAUAAACAGCUCAAUUAAAGAGAAUAUCUAUUAAUUAUUGUAAAAGAAUAACAAAAGAGGAAAUUAUUACUUUUUGUAAUAGCUAGACAUAAUUGGAAUAUGUUUCUUUCAAAUAAAUUAAAUGUUUUACCAAAAAGGCACUUGUUCCCUUAGUUAAUAAUAAUUACAAAACCUUAAAAAGUGUAAUCCUUGAAGGAAAUAAAAUAGAUAAUACUCAUAUUGCUUUUCUUCUACGUUACUGCAGGAAUAUAUAAUCUUUAUGCUUAAGAAAGAUGGAUAGAGUAGAUGCAAACUUUUCAAAUUAAUUAUUUCAUGUAAUUAUGUAGUUUGCAAAAACAGAAAACUAUAACGAGAAGCAUGAGAAAUUAACUUAUUUAGAUAUUUCUUUUAACUAAACAUUUAAUGAUGAAUCAAUAUCCUGUAUAAGUUAAUUGUUUCCGAAUCUGUAUACAUUUAUCUUAGAUCAGUGCUCAAUACGCUCUCUUACUUCUCUUUUACCACUCAAAUAUAGUAUAAACUCACUAAAUCUUUCAUCAAACUUGAUAAUUAUUAAAUCAGAGUAAGACUUUGAAGCAUUUUGCAAAACAUUAUCAGAAUUUUACUACUUAAAUACUAUUUUUAUUGAAAUCCCUAAUAUCGAUAGAUUUCUUAAGCAUUCUAAUUUUGUAUGGAAUACUAAACCUAUAAUAAUAAAAGAAUCUUUUAAUAUGUGUUGCUAUCCAAUAACUCGCAAUACAAAGUUUUGAGUAUAUUAAAAAUAAAACUAAUAUUCAUAAAUAUUUUAUGUAUAAUAAUUUUCUUCGAGUUUUUCUAAAUCAAACUUCAAUCAAUUUCAUAAUGAAAUAUUAAAAUAUAUUUAAACUAAUUUUUU
This is a messenger RNA of Tetrahymena thermophila SB210, 2837 nucleotides long. RefSeq lists its product as hypothetical. Gene Ontology annotation, cellular component: SCF ubiquitin ligase complex. The record is from RefSeq and is a predicted model, not a curated record. The transcript has 2 exons. Lineage: Eukaryota; Ciliophora; Oligohymenophorea; Hymenostomatida; Tetrahymenidae. Gene Ontology annotation, biological process: SCF-dependent proteasomal ubiquitin-dependent protein catabolic process.